AUGAGUACACCUACGGCCUAUGGAAUAAAAUUGCAAAAGGAUGAUGGUUCUCACUCUAUAGAUGCUUCAACUUAUAGGAGCAUGGUUGGUUUCUUUGUUGUAUUUAUCUGUAACAAACUAGAUAUCAUGUUUGCAACAAAUUUACUGUCGAGAUCCAUGAUUAUGAAUUCUCCAACUGAAAACCAUCUUACACCAGCCAAACGAGUUCUGAGAUAUGUGCAAGGGACUGCUGAAUUUGGUUUGUUUUAUAGAAGAUUAAAUGGUGUGAAGUUGUUAGGGUUCUCAGACAAUGAUUGGGCUGGUUCAUUGGACGAUAUGAAGAGCACUACUGGUUUUUGUUUUUCACUUGGUUCUGAUGUCAUUUGCUGGGGAACAAGAAAGCAAGCUUCAGUUGUUCAAUCAACUACAGAAGCAAAGUAUGUUGCAGCAUCUGCUACUGUAAACCAAGCUAUAUGGUUGAGAAAUGUGUUAAUUGAUCUGAAUUUUCAGCAAGAAAAUCCAACUAAAAUACUUUGCGACAACAAAAUCAGCUAUUGCUAUGGUUAA
Messenger RNA from Jatropha curcas, 546 nucleotides. Lineage: Eukaryota; Viridiplantae; Streptophyta; Magnoliopsida; Malpighiales; Euphorbiaceae. The record is from RefSeq and is a predicted model, not a curated record.